CUCACAUAAUACCGAACUCAUUCUCUCUCUCUUUCCUCCCACUUUCCAAAAAAGAGAGAGAGAGAAGAAAUGGAGACUACCGUCAUCAAACCACAGUCUCCACUGUACGCGGUGGUGACGGGAGCCAACAAGGGCAUCGGCCUCACCGUCCGCCACCUCGCGCAGCGCGGCGUCUCCGUCGUCCUCGCCGCACGCGACCCCGCCCUCGGCGUCGCGGCCGCCGAGUCUCUACGCCGAGACUUCGGCCUCGAAAACGUCGUCUCCCACCAGCUCGACGUCCGAGACCCCUCCAGCGUCGAAACCCUGGCCCGGUUCGUCGAGGGUCGAUUCGGGAAGCUCGAUAUCUUGGUCAACAACGCUGGAGCCUCCGGGCUUGUUGUCGAUGAGGAGAAGCUCAGGGAUCUCAACAUUGAUCCCCAAGUUUGGUUAUCAGGACAGGCGGUGGAUAUAAUUCAAGAAUGUGUUAAGCAGACCUAUGAUGGUGGAGUUACGUGCAUCGACACCAACUAUUACGGUUGCAAGAGAGUGAUUGAAGCUCUUCUUCCUCUGCUUAAGCUUUCAAGCUCAGGAGCCAGGAUCGUCAAUGUAUCAUCUCUCAGAUCAGAGCUCAAGAGGAUUCCCGGUGAAAAGAUCAGAAAUGAACUAAACGACAUUGAAAACCUAAACGAAGACAGAAUCGAAAACCUACUCAAAAGAUUUCUCGAAGACCUGAAGGAAGGGAAGCUCGAAUCUGGCGGGUGGUCGAUGAUGCUGCCGUCAUAUAGUAUAUCCAAGCAAGUACUCAAUGCAUACACAAGGGUUUUGGCAAAGAGGUACCCAAAAAUGUACAUAAACUGUGUACAUCCAGGUUUUGUGAAGACUGAUAUAAACUGGAAUACUGGAGUUAUAACCCCUGAAGAGGGAGCUCAAGGUCCUGUAAUGCUGGCUCUUUUGCCUGAUGGAGGCCCUUCAGGGUGCUAUUUUGAUCAGACUAAUAAGGCAGAGUUUUAAUAGGGGUUGGAAGAACAUUUAGUUUGAUGGAUUCUUUGCAUGUUUGGUACUUUGGUUACAAAUGUUAUGCCAAGUUAAUUGGUGUAAAAUAAAUCUGACAAUUAAGAGGUUUUGGCAACUUAUUUCCUUUUA
Asparagus officinalis (garden asparagus) is the source of this 1122-nucleotide messenger RNA. Its product is annotated as (+)-neomenthol dehydrogenase-like. NCBI's taxonomy places the organism in Eukaryota, Viridiplantae, Streptophyta, Magnoliopsida, Asparagales, Asparagaceae. The record is from RefSeq and is a predicted model, not a curated record. Gene Ontology annotation, cellular component: membrane. The transcript has 3 exons. Bases 70 to 990 code for a protein of 306 amino acids.